Messenger RNA from Cuscuta epithymum, 2117 nucleotides. The record is from the annotation of a GenBank genome assembly. NCBI's taxonomy places the organism in Eukaryota, Viridiplantae, Streptophyta, Magnoliopsida, Solanales, Convolvulaceae.
CGUUAUCAUAAUAACAUAUUACUACGUACUAUAUAUUUUUGUGUUGGCAUUAUAAGGGAUUACAAUUAAUAAAAAUGUUUGUAUUCAUUCAUCUUUAAAAGGACGACAGUUUUAAUGGGAAAAGAUGACUAUUAAAAAACUUCACCUACCGAAGGAUCCAAUGAAAAUGGCCCUCGAUCCCUAGCUGCUAUUUUUUUUUUUAUAUGAGACGAGAAUAUAAUAAAUAGAAGCAAGCUUGGCCCAGCGUUACUGGCCAAGGAUCGGAGAAGCGAAAAAGAAAAAAAGAGUCCAGUCCGUAUUAGAAGCAAGCUAAUUAAGGCAGGUAUGGCGUCGGAGACAGUGAAGCUGGUGGGCGCAUGGCCGAGCCCAUACGUGAUCCGGGCUCGGGUCGCCCUCAACCUGAAAUCCAUAGACUACGAUUUCCUGGAGGAGAAAUUCGGGACGAAAAGCGAGCUUCUGCUGAAACACAAUCCGGUGUACAAGAAGAUCCCGGUUCUGGUUCACGACGACAAGCCCGUGUGCGAGUCGCUCAUCAUCGUGCAGUAUAUUGAUGAGGCCUGGACUUCCGGUCCAAACAUCCUGCCCGCCCAUCCCUAUGACCGGGCCAUCGCCCGCUUCUGGGCCACUUACAUUGACGAUAAGUGGUUCCCAAGUCUGCGCGGAAUAGCAAUGGCGGGAGAAGAGGAGGGGAAAAGGGAAGCGGCGAUAAAGGAGGUGGAGGAAGGGUUGGGCCUGUUGGAAGGCGCAUUCCAGAGCUGCAGCAAGGGGAAGAAGUUCUUCGGGGGAGAGAGGGUGGGGUUCCUGGACAUCGCGCUGGGAAGCAGCAUCGGGUGGGUCAGGGUCACGGAGAAGUUCAACUCCAUCAAGCUGUAUGACCAAGCCAAAGUUCCUGGUCUGGCCCAAUGGGCCCAGGACUUCUGCGCCCACGAUGCCGUCAAGGACGUCAUGCCUCCCACUGACAAACUGGCCCACUUUGCUAAGCUCAUCUUCUCCAAAAUGAAGAAUUAAUUAAUAUCCUGGCCGGCAUGCAUGACUUUAAUUUGUUGCAUGCUCUCUUUCACUUUCUUCCUCUCCAUGCAUGUUUGUAAUAAUACCCAGAAAACCUAUGCACUUAAAUGCUCCCAAUAAAUUUCAUGUCUUAUCUUCUAACACACUGCAUGCGUGAUCUCCUCUUCCCGCCCACGUCCUAGCGUGUAAGCAAAAAUUGCUUCCAACCAGAAAAAUCGAAACCCAAACAAAAUUGGAAUGUUAUUUUGUACGGUUUCCGCUCAUGUUUCGACUAAAAACCAAAUUAUUUUGGUUUGAAUUGGUUUUUGUUAUUCCCUCCGUAUCAGAGUAACUAUCACAGUUUCCUUUUUGGCCUUAUCAAAAUAAGGGGGUGUUUGGAUCUAAUUCUUAAAAUUGCUUGAAGCACAGGUUUGGAUGUUUGGGUGAAAGUACAAAAGUAUUUCCGGUGAUCAAAUUUACUCCUAAAAGUAGUUUUUUUAGAAGCUGGGGGAGACCAGCAUCUGAAAAUUGAUUCUCAUUCUACUUCUGCUAUAAAAAAGAAACAUAAGCAAAACUAGUUCCAAACGCCCCCUAGGUGUCUCAAUUCCGUUUUAGGAAAUACAUUCAGUCCAAAAGCAGCUAUAGUACACUUUAAUAAAUUCUCCUACUUUUUCAAAAAAUGUACAGUAAACCUAUAAAUUAUCUUAAACUACGUGAAAAGUCUACUGGACCACUUAGAGCCCCUUUGGUAUGCAUGUUUUCCGACUUAUCAGGCUUAUCAACCAAUUUUUUCACCAAACACGUAACUUUUGAUUUCACGCACUGAAUUGUGUAAUAAUAAGAAAAAGUAAGGUUGGUGUUACUUUCUGGCUGUAUUGGCUGAAGUUACUGUAGAUAGCCAUUUUAGCUAUUUUUCAUAUAAUUGUUUAUUCUAUUAAUAAAAUAUAUUUUAAAUAUAAUUUUUUCAUAAAUCAGCAAAAUCAGCCAAUCCAGCCACUUCAGCCAGAACAUCAUAAAUUUCAGCAGAAUCAGCUGAUGCAAUUUUUGGUAUUACCAAACAGGCUCCUAUUGUAAUUCAGAGGGAUUAUGUUUUUAAAUGUAUAAAUUGAAUACUAAUGAUAAAAAAAAAU